UUGUGUAUUGCGACUACACGGCGUCCGGGAGGUCGCUGCAGUUUAUCGAGGACUACAUCCUGCACGAGGUGCUUCCCUGCUAUGGCAACACGCACACCACGACCAGCAUCACCUCCCUGCAGUCUACGCUGUUCAGGCACGAGGCUCGGGACAUCAUCCGGAAUGCCGUCAACGCCUCGGAGCACGACGUGGUCAUCUUCGCGGGGAGCGGCUGCACUGGCGCCGUGCACAAGCUGAUCCAGGCGCUGACGCUCACCGAGGCGCCCGUCGUGUUCGUGGGGCCCUGCGAGCACCACUCCAACCUGCUGCCAUGGAGAGAGAUCGGCGCCCAGAUCGUGCGCAUCGCCGAGACGCCGGAGGGCUUCCUAGACCUGCAGGACCUGGAACUGCAGCUGCAGACGUUCCAGGCAAGCGGGAAGCAGCUCAUUGGCUGCUUCUCGGCGGCCUCCAACAUAACGGGCAUCGUCACGGACGAUGUGGCCACUACCCUGCUUUUGCACCAGUACAAUGCACUGGCCUUCUGGGACUAUGCCACAGCAGCUCCCUACGUUAAAAUGGACAUGAAUCCCAAUGUUCCUGGAGUUAGUGAACAAUCAGUGCACAAAGAUGCAAUAUUUUUUUCUAUGCACAAAUUUGUUGGAGGUGUACAAACCCCUGGAAUACUCGUUGCAAAGAAGUCUUUAUUCCGUAACACAGUGCCAAAUGGAUGUGGAGGUGGUACUGUCUUUUUUGUCACCCAAGGUGGCCAUCGCUAUCUUAAAGAUACAGAGAUGAGGGAAGAAGGGGGCACAGGAGCUAUUGUUGAGUCUGUGCGUGCUGGUUUAGUAAUGCAACUUAAGGAAGCUGUUGGUCAUCCAAGCAUCAUGGCCAGAGAGGAAAAAAUUUGCAAAAUGGUUCUAGCACACAUUCGCACCAUUCCAGAACUUAUACUUCUUGGUAAUAAUUCUUCAUCUGUUCAAAGACUCCCAGUGUUUUCUUUCAUGGUUAGGCACCCUCGAGGCACUUUCCUACACCACAAUUUUGUUUGUGCUAUCUUAAAUGACGUAUUUGGGAUUCAAGUGAGAGGGGGUUGUGCUUGUGCGGGUCCAUAUGCUCAAGAUCUACUUGGCAUUAGUGAAGAACUAGCAGCUGAUUAUGAGGCAGUUUUAAUGGAAGACAGCCGUUUAGAUCGAACUCACUUAAGGAGGAAGGGAGAACAUUCAACAUAUGAAAUGUUAAGGCCAGGAUUUGCCAGAGUUUCCAUUCCAUACUUUAUGUCUGACUCAGAGAUAGCAUUUGUGUUGGAAGCUCUGAAAAUGGUUGCAACUGAAGGCUGGAAACUUUUACCUCAAUACAUUUUGAACCCAGACACUGGAGAAUGGAGACAUAACACAAAUACGGUUUUCCGAGACAGAAAGUGGCUUGGAUCUAUUCGCUAUGUUGAUGGAAAGAUGCAAUCCUUUGAACGUCGUGUAUCUGGACAAACUCCUUGUCCUCAUGACACGGGUGAUUGCUUGCAUACUGCUAGAAACAUUUUCAACAAAGCAAGAAAAAUGGCCCAGAGGUAUCCUCUUCCUGACCAACGACUCAUGUUUGAUCAAAAUACUGCUGCAUUACGUUGGUUUAUGCUGCCAAGUGAAGCUCAAGACUUGCUUCUGGGCAAUGUUCAGAAUGUAAAACAGGAAGUGCCUUUUGAUCCUACUCCAUAUUCUGGUGCAAGAGGUCGUACUUCAAGCUGUGACAGUGCCUCCUCUGGAGAAACAACACCUGGUGUGCAACAAACUAGUCCUAUCAGCAAUGGUAGUACUCCACCAAAAUGUCCUUCGGCCACGUCUUUUGCUCGGCACAACAGCUUAUCAAGUAUUGAAAAUUUGCCACGAUUUGUGGGGAGCCCAACUGCACCCAUACAGACUAGAACAAGGAUAAAUUCUUUACAAGUUCCUCUGCAGUGGGUACCCCCGCAAACGGAUAAUGUUGGCCCCUUGAGUCCUUUGAGCCCAUUACGCUUCUGCAUUGGUGACCCUGUUCAUCCAAGCAGCCCACCAUUGGGCAUAAAUACUGAUUAUUUCAGUUCCCUGGCUCGCAUGCGCUGCAAUAGUCUUGGCUCACCUAUGUCGUGUUCUGAUGUGAAUGCUCCAAUUUCAUCAGUUCAGAGUAGUUGUAGCUGUGGUAGCCAAGUAGAUCUCAAUUCCAUUGACAAGGACUUCUACUCACUUCCACCAUACUCUGCACAGAUGUCUACAACCUCCUUGGAUGGAAGUGUGUGCAGCAACUCCUCACCCAAUUCAGAAGGCAUCUGUGCUUAUGUGCAUGAAGUGACAAAGGAACUUGCAACAGAAAUAAAAUCUGAAAUCCGUGAAGUCAUAUCACAAGUAGAGGAUGUUCUCUCCGAUUCUACUGAGAUAUCAUCAACCAAUGGCUCGGCAGAACGUCUCCAUAGCUCCUCUCGUAUGCGAUGUGACUCUGUGUCAGCAGAGCAUGUGGCUGAAUAUUUGGCCGACAAAGGGAAAGACCUCGUCAGCGAAAUGAAGACAGAGAUACGUGGCAUGGUUGACGGACUUAUGUCUCCUGACAAAUCUCCUAUGCUUUCUCCAGUUGUGAAAGAAGUUCCUAAAAAGUUAGAUUUCAAGUCUAAUAUGAAGAGCUUUGUUGCUGAUCCAUCACCAGACAAAACAAUUAGUGAAGAUUCUAGUGAGGAAACAGUAGUGCACACUUUGGCUGGAAAAGAAAUGGGUAGAUCACAGGAAAAUAGUGAUGGUGAUGAAGAGUUUGAUACAACCGAAUCAAUCACUGAUGGUGUAAGACAAAUUAAUCUGGAUGAAGUAAAGUCACUUGACACCAGGGUCAAUAGUAUUAGUUCACAAGAUAGUGGCAUAAACAUGUUGUGCUCUGAAUCAGAAAAAAGAACCGGAAGUAAGCACAAAAAGAAAAAUUCAAAGGAAUGCAUACCUUGCAAGAAGAAAAGUGUUUGUAAAAGGGAGGAGCCAAAAGAAAUUUGCAGCGAAGAGGAUAGCGAUGCCACCAAACCUGAAUGCUCUCCUUGCACAAGUGAAAGUGAAAAUGACUCUAAAAAUCGAGACCAUUGCUUUACUUGCACUAAGAAUGAUGCAUUGGGAAAACCAAACUCCCAACCUACUAAAAAGAAGAGUGUGAUUAGAGUUGAAGGUAGCACAAAAGUUACAUCAGAGGCUGGUGAAGAGACAAUUACCUCCUCAUGCAAGAAGCGUAGUGUUUGUACCAGUGGAACUGGAAGCGCCUUUACAUGCCCUAAAGAUGACGAAGAUGUUGUUAAAAAAGCUUGUGCUCUACGCAGGAGCUCCAGAGCUGGUAUCAGUGAAGUAGACAACAAAAAGCCUGUUAGCUCAGAAAGGUUGCGCUCCAAAGGUGGAUGGCAUUGUCCUCCAAAGAAUGUCUGGAAGCCUACUAUGGAAGCAGUUGAUGAAUUUGGUAUGAUUCGAGAUGGUGACAAAGUUAUGGUGUGUCUAUCUGGUGGAAAGGAUUCUUUGAGUCUUUUACACACACUGAGACAGUAUCAAUUUUAUGCUCGAACCAAAGGAAUUAACUUCACACUUGGUGCUGCGACAGUAGAUCCUGGUAGCACAGCUUAUGAUCCAAAACCUCUUAUUCCAUAUCUUGCUUCAUUGGGGGUGCAUUACAUGUAUGAAGAACAGCCGAUUCUGGACCAAGCUCUUGAGAAUGGCUGCUCUUCUGUAUGUUCAUUCUGCAGUCGUAUGAAACGAGGAAGACUGUAUGCGGCAGCUCGUGCUAAUGGUUACAAUGUGCUUGCCUUGGGUCAGCACCUUGAUGAUCUAGCAGAGAGCUUCCUCAUGUCUACUUUCCACAAUGGAAGACUCCGUACAAUGAAGGCUCAUUACCACAUUAAGUAA
Molecule: messenger RNA, 3866 nt
Organism: Frankliniella occidentalis (western flower thrips)
Lineage: Eukaryota; Metazoa; Arthropoda; Insecta; Thysanoptera; Thripidae
Source: RefSeq, a predicted model, not a curated record